Molecule: messenger RNA, 1557 nt
Organism: Penicillium oxalicum
Lineage: Eukaryota; Fungi; Ascomycota; Eurotiomycetes; Eurotiales; Aspergillaceae
Exons: 4
Coding region: 1-1557 (518 amino acids)
Biological process (GO): amino acid transmembrane export from vacuole
Source: RefSeq, a predicted model, not a curated record
AUGCUCGCGACCAUCCGCGACGCGUUAUCCCCUGCAUCUCCGUCCGAUGAGGAGGCCUCGACUCGGCCUCCGCGGUAUGAUGGCGAAGACACCACCCCGACCAGCCCACGCGAAAUCGCGGGCUGGUACUGUUAUGGGAUUGCAGCCGAAGUGUUCGCCGUCUGCGGUGUUGGAUCUUUCUUACCACUGACUCUCGAACAAUUGGCUCGCGAAAAUGGGAUCCUACAGACAAGUCAGCUACCCUGCUGGGGACCCUCGGCCCCCGAAAAUAAGGGCGAUGAACAAUGCAUAGUCAAUGUACUCGGCCUCCGAAUCACCACCGCGAGCUUUGCCAUGUACACCUUUUCGCUGGCAGUGCUAGUCCAGGCGCUGACGUUGAUCUCCUUCAGUGCGCUGGCCGACUAUGUGGUUGGAGUCACCUGUCUGGGCUCUUCGUUCGUGGUACUCAAUUCGUUCUUACCACUGCUGGUCGCCAACCAUCCGAGUGUACAGCACACCGAUGCGGGCCGUGAGGGUAGCGCCAGCGAAGAGAUGGCAGAUUUGACUCGGGAUGAUGAGAUCAAUGGCUGGAACGAUUGGGAUGACAAUGACAGCUCGGCGGGGAUGCAUGCCGACCCCAAUCCAACAACAAGUUCCCGUGGUGGACUGAACGGCGCACCGCAUGAUUCCACCGCCACAUCACUGCAGCUGUCCACCAAGAUAUCGGCCAAGGGAGUAGGUCUUGGUUAUUGUGCGGCGGUGCUCGUGCAAAUCCUCAGUAUCGGCAUGCUCAUUCUGCUCAACAAGACUUCACUGCCCAAGAAAUCGGGCUCGCUUCCGUUGAGAUUUGUUUUGCUUCUGGUGGGCCUUUGGUGGUGCGCUUUCACACUCGUGACUCGUCAGUGGCUACGGGACCGACCAGGCCCCCCACUGGAUACAUUUCAGCACUCCAGGGCGGCUCGUUGGCGCGUAUGGUUGCGACUGGUCAGCUUUGCGUGGAGAUCUCUCUGGCAGACUAUCACCAUCGCCGUGCGUCUGCGAGAAGUGAUCGUCUUCCUGGUCGCUUGGUUCCUCCUCUCUGACGCGAUGGCGACUGUUUCUGGAACAGCCAUUCUGUUUGCCCGAACGGAGCUUCAGAUGAGUACAACCGCGAUAGGCUGCUUGUCGGUGACCGUUACCCUCUCAGGUAUGGCUGGGGCCUUCCUCUGGCCGCAUGUGUCUCGACGAUUUGGACUUGAGCCAAACCAUACAAUCAUGGUGUGUAUCGCCCUGUUUGAGAUCAUUCCACUUGAGGCUGCUUUCUACGCCUUGUAUGCGGCGACCGAUAAAGGUAGUUCUUUCAUCGGGCCCGCGAUUGUCGGUGUGCUGAUCGAUGCCACUGGCACCGUGCGUGCGGGAUUUUUCUUCAUUGCGAUUCUGAUCGUCUUGCCCAUCCCGCUGGUUUGGAUGGUUGACGCGGAGAAAGGUCGCAACCAGGCCCUGAAAAUGGCGAGUUCUCUUGUCAAGUCCCACGAGUCACGUCAUAAGGACGCCGACGACGGCAUGGAGGCCGAGGGCUUGCUCAACCACCGGUCGUAG